AUGGUCACAAACGGCUCAGCCAAUACUACUGUGAAAUCCCCCGCGGGCUUGGCGCACCUGGUAUUGCAAACAUCUCAGUUCAAACCAAUGGUGGCAUUCUACAAAGCAUUCUUAGGCGCCCACGCAAGCUACGAGAAUGAAAUUCUCUGCUUCCUAACAUACGACGAUGAGCACCACCGCAUCGCCAUCGGUCAUGUCCCAGGCACGACCCCCAAGGCUCCGCAAUCGGCAGGGCUCGCGCACAUGGCGUUCUCAUUCGAGACACUUGACGAUCUCCUCCUCGCCUAUCAGCAGCGUAAGGCCCGCGGGAUCCUGCCAUUCUGGUGUGUAAACCAUGGACCUACGACGAGCAUCUACUACCAAGACCCCGACGGCAAUCAGAUCGAGACCCAGGUGGACAACUUCGCGACGGCCGAGGAUGCAACGGCGUUCAUGAUGUCUCCGGAAUUCGCCGAAAAUCCAAUCGGGGCGGACUUUGUGCCCGAAGAGCUGAUCGAGAAGGUGGCAAAGGGGGAGGAUCGGAGGACUUUGGCGAAAAGGCCUAAUGUAGGGCCGAGGGGCAUCGAGGGAUUGCCGCUUCCGCCCGAGCCUGACGUUCGAGACAGCUAUGAUCUUAUCGAUCCUGUAUCCUAA
This is a messenger RNA of Diaporthe batatas, 633 nucleotides long. RefSeq lists its product as uncharacterized. The transcript has a single exon. NCBI's taxonomy places the organism in Eukaryota, Fungi, Ascomycota, Sordariomycetes, Diaporthales, Diaporthaceae. Bases 1 to 633 code for a protein of 210 amino acids. The record is from RefSeq and is a predicted model, not a curated record.